Molecule: messenger RNA, 1468 nt
Organism: Homalodisca vitripennis (glassy-winged sharpshooter)
Lineage: Eukaryota; Metazoa; Arthropoda; Insecta; Hemiptera; Cicadellidae
Product: dehydrogenase/reductase SDR family member 7-like
Exons: 7
Coding region: 399-1400 (333 amino acids)
Molecular function (GO): oxidoreductase activity
Source: RefSeq, a predicted model, not a curated record
UGAAUUCUAUGUCAGAUUCAAACUAUUUUUCACUCACCGAAAAAUUUCAGUUCACUUUCUGAGACUGAAAGUCGAGGGUUAAGUUUGGCGUUGUAUAUAAGCAAAGUUAACCACGAGAAAAUUGAUUUACUAUUCCUUGAAGUAUUAAAAUUUACUGUUGAAAUCGAAACUAAAGAAUUGUAAUUUUCUGUGUCAGUGCUAUUGUACUUGUAUAUCAAUUUCAAUUCAGUGACGUCUGAUUCUAGUUAAGGAUAACGGUAAUAACAGCUUUUUCUGAUAAGAUUAGGUAUCUUAUCGUUGAAACACAUAAUUAUCCUCACUAUUGUACAUUUUCAAACUUUCCAUCCUCACUUAGUUUUUAUUAAUAUUAUUUUCAUGUGAAAUAAAUAACAAACAAAAUGGAUUGUUUUACUCUGGUUGGACUUUUUGUUAUACUGUAUCUGUUUGUGUAUCUACUUGUUUUAUCAAUAGCAGACUGCGAUUUUGGAAUGGUGUUAGCAGAAAAAUUUGGUAAAAAAAUAGGAGUUUUACGAGGGAAAGUGAUAUGGAUAACUGGAGCAUCAAGUGGUAUUGGAGCAAGUUUGGCCGAGGUACUGGCAGCAAAUGGUGCCAAAUUAGUCAUUUCUGCAAGGAAUGCUGGAAACUUAAGCAAGGUUAAGCAGAAAUGUAUAGCUGCUGGUUUACCAGCCACGGAUGUGCUCAUACUCCCUAUGGAUGUCUUGGAGAUUCAGAAACAUGAACAGUACUUUCAACAAGUUAUUGCUCAUUAUGGACAGCUGGACAUCCUGGUAAACAAUGCAGGACGAUCACAGCGUGCUCUCUGGGAGGACAUUGACAUCGCUGUUGACAAGGAGAUAUUCAAGCUGAACGUGUUCAGUGUAGUGUCUCUGGCUCGACUAGCUGUGCGCUACUUCAAUGAGAAAGGUGGAGGUCACCUAGUCACCAUGUCCAGUCUAGCUGGGGUUGUCGGGGCUCCCUACUCCGGUUCCUACACGGCUACCAAACACGCAAUUAUGGGAUACUUUGACAGCUUGCGGUAUGAAAGGAUAAGUCAGAGUGGGGGGGGACAGUUAGCCAUCACUCUUCUGUGUCCAGGACCUGUCUUUAGUAAUGUCCUCAGUGAGAGCUUCACAGAGACAGCAGGCCAGAAGUUCAUGCAGCACCAGGAUCCCACGGAUAAACGUAUGACGACCGAACGUUGUGCCAAGUUGUGUGCUGUGGCCAUUGCCAACCGGCUGGAUGAGGCUUGGAUGGGGCUAUUUCCAGUAGUGCCUCUCUGCUAUGUUCUACGUUAUUAUCCCAAUAUUGCGAGAAGGUUAAUACAAAUACUUAACACCAAUUUUUUUCAGAAGAUAAGGGAUAGUAAAGUUACUGUUCCUGACAAACCAAAAACAAGUUAACCGAGUGAAGUAUGUUUUGAAAAUAUAAUUAUUUAUUGUUGUUGUGUCCCUUGUUUGUGCUUGUUUAU